Messenger RNA from Aedes aegypti (yellow fever mosquito), 715 nucleotides. RefSeq names its product mite group 2 allergen Gly d 2.02. The record is from RefSeq and is a predicted model, not a curated record. Lineage: Eukaryota; Metazoa; Arthropoda; Insecta; Diptera; Culicidae. The transcript is spliced from 2 exons. Bases 76 to 537 code for a protein of 153 amino acids.
CGCUGACGCUAAUUACGGCAUUCAGUACUCAGUGGUCAAUAAUUCGAACAACCUUAUCCAAGUUAACUAGUCAGGAUGUUCAAGUUCCUCAUUCUUUUCGCUAUUGUGCCUGCGAUGGCCUUUGCUGCGGUCAACUUCCGAGUAUGUUCCAACAAAGCUCCAACGCCAACCACCUUGACUGUGAACGACUGCUCCGGUGACAAUUGCGUCCUGGUUGCCAAAAAACCGCUGUACGCUCUGGCCAGUGGGAUUGUCAGCAGUGUUAACAGCAAGACGGCCACCACCCGAAUCGUUGCCCGUUUCCUUGGUAUGGACCUCGGUUUCAGGACCCCUCCGGAGCUGACCAAUGCUUGCAAUGGAGGAAUACUGGGUGGCUGUCCGAUCGUUGCCGGAAGAGCCUUCAACUACGUUCUUGUUGACGAUUCUCUGGAGGUUCCGGCGGUCAAUAUGCCGGUCGAAAUCGAAGUCAGUCUGACCGGUGACGGUGGCGUAGCUUUGGGUUGCGUUCGUUUCAAUGCCAGAAUCGCGAAAAGAUAAUGCGAUUUCGAGUGAUGUUUUGUGUUGGGGAUGGUUUUAAAACUUGUUCUAACAAAUGAGAAAUUUUGGUACCAAAGUUUUGAAUAAGGAUUUUAUUCAAGUAAAUUAUUUAUUGAAUGUAAAAUAUUUUAGCGAUUCACUUGUAAUUUUUUUUUGCAAAUAAAUAUAUAUAACAAAU